Anarrhichthys ocellatus (wolf-eel) is the source of this 5091-nucleotide messenger RNA. RefSeq names its product copine-4-like. Gene Ontology annotation, biological process: cellular response to calcium ion. NCBI's taxonomy places the organism in Eukaryota, Metazoa, Chordata, Actinopteri, Perciformes, Anarhichadidae. Gene Ontology annotation, molecular function: calcium-dependent phospholipid binding. The transcript has 14 exons. The record is from RefSeq and is a predicted model, not a curated record. The coding region runs from base 35 to 1633 and encodes 532 amino acids. Gene Ontology annotation, cellular component: plasma membrane.
CCGGAGGUUGUCUCCUGGUUCUUACGUCCUCGUCAUGUGCCAUGCAAACAAACUCUUCAUUUUGUCUUCUUUCUGUUUCCUCUUGAAGAAUAAAUGUUUCAUCUGGUUGUUGUUUGUUUGUCGUCCUUUGUUCCUCCUGCAGGUGGACCGGACGGAGGUGAUUCGCAGCUGCGUGAACCCGACCUACUCCAAGGUCUUCACGUUGGACUUUUAUUUUGAAGAGGUGCAGCGACUGCGCCUGGAGCUCUACGACGUCAACAGCAGCCACAACGGCCUGAAGGAGGCUGACUUCCUGGGCUCAGUGGAGUGCACGCUGGGACAGAUCAUCUCUCAGAGGAAUGUGUGCAAAGCUCUGCUCAGACCAGGAGGCAACGUGGGGAAAGCCAUCAUCACGAUCACAGCAGAGGAGCUGACGGGGAACGACGACUACAUCGAGCUCUCGUUCAGCGCCAGAAAACUGGAUGACAAGGACUUCUUCAGUAAAUCCGACCCGUUCCUGGAGAUCUACCGAGUGAACGACGACGCCACGAUGCAGCUCGUCUACAGAACGGAGACGGUGAUGAAUAAUCUGAACCCGGUGUGGAAAACCUUCAAAGUGUCUCUCAACUCGCUCUGCAGCGGAGACCACGAACGCAAGCUGCAGUGCACCGUGUGGGACUGGGACUCGAACGGGAAGCACGACUACAUCGGUGAGUUCGAGGCCUCGUUCAAAGAGAUGAGAGGAGCCAUCGAUGGACGACAGGUGCAGUGGCCAUGCUUGAAUCCCAAAUACACAGUCAAGAAGAAGAACUACAGGAACUCUGGGAUCGUCAUUCUGAACCAGUGCAAGAUCAUCAAGAUGCACUCCUUCCUGGAUUACAUCAUGGGAGGCUGUCAGAUCCAGUUUACAGUAGCCAUCGACUUCACGGCGUCUAACGGAGAUCCUCGAAACAGCUGCUCUCUGCACUACAUCCACCCGUACCAGCCCAAUGAGUACCUGAAGGCCCUGGUGGCCGUGGGGGAGAUCUGCCAGGACUACGACAGUGACAAAAUGUUCCCGGCGUUUGGCUUCGGAGCUCAGAUCCCUCCUGACUACAAGGUCUCCCACGACUUUGCAGUGAAUUUUAACGAGGAGAACCCAGAGUGUGCAGGUAUCCAGGGCGUGGUGGAGGCCUACCAGGCCUGCCUCCCCAAACUGCAGCUCUACGGUCCCACCAACAUCGCCCCCAUCAUCCAGAAGGUCGCCAACUCCGCCUCGCAGGAGGUCCACACCAAAGAGGCCAUGCAAUACUUUAUCCUGCUGAUCCUGACGGACGGCGUCAUCACCGACAUGGCCGACACGAGGGAGGCCAUCGUCCAGGCCUCCCACCUCCCGAUGUCCGUCAUCAUCGUUGGCAUCGGGAACGCCGACUUCAGCGACAUGCAGAUGCUGGACGGCGACGACGGGAUCCUGCGAUCGCCCAAAGGAGAGCCCGUCCUCCGGGACAUCGUCCAGUUCGUCCCCUUCCGCAACUUCAAACACGCGUCUCCAGCUGCUCUGGCUAAGAGUGUGUUAGCAGAGGUGCCCAACCAGGUGGUUGACUACUACAACAGCAAGGGCAUCAAGCCCAAAGUGCCCAGCCAGUACCAGUCUUCCAGGCAGUUCGGCCCCUGAGCGCCGCCGCCCCUCCCCCACCCUCAGACAGCACAACCUCUCCCAGACUGAGAAUAAUGUUUACUGUCUUUUGUUCUUUGUUGAUGCGCAUGUUAAAGGUGCUGCAUGCAGCAUUUUGCCACGAGGAAGGGGCUCAUUUAAAGAUUUGAUCAGACUCCACACUGCAUUUUACGUUGGGAGGGAUUUUACAGGUUGGACCAAUAGGAAGUUCUGAUGGAUUGCUUUAUGGCACAAAAAAAAAAAGAGUAGCGUAGCAGGUGCAGGUGCUGGUUACAGUGGUUUACCAAAACAGUCAAAGUAGCUGAGGAGCAACAAUUCAAAGAGCGAUGUGAUAAAACGUGUGCUUUCCGUAACGAGGGGAGCGGCGUGUCCUGAUGCAAUGUAGUUCAUCAAACCCUGCAAUGAUGCUGACGGUUUGUGGAGCUAAAGCGUGUUUUUCAAGCAAAUAAUUCGUGGUCGAUGUGUUUCCCACUUCUAGUGUUCCUGAACACAGAAGAACAGGAAGUCUUGUUGAUCACGCAUAAGAACCAAGACAUCGUUUUGUUUUGCAGACCUGAGUACGGGACACGAGGGGUAAUACCUUAGAACUCGUAUCACGUGGGGGUAACAUCCUUCACGUCGUGAUCCAAGUUUUACUUCCCACUAGAAAGCAGAGUUUACACUUACUAGUAGCCAAUAAUAGCCUGUUUUUUAAAGCACAUUUGCUAGCUAUGUAGCAUUACUUUGGUUGAGCUUUUUUAGAAUUGUAGCUAAUGUUUGUGUUUCUCUUUUCUUUAAUGAUACUGUUUACAAUGAAAGCGGCUUCUCCAGCCCGCUCUCACCAAUUGGCGUAUGAACAACAUGGCAAUUUGCAAAUUCUGAAAGAGUAAUUUCUUCUUAAGUUUUGCUUGUGACAUGUUUUCUUGUUUUACUCAGUUUACGUUGUUAUUCUAAGACCAACCAUGAUGUUUUACCUAAAUUUCUGCUUUCACCGUAGUUUUGUUGCUUGAACGUAAAGAUGAUCGUGUUACUGAAACAACGUGGCGUUGAGUGACGAGUCUAAAAUGCGUAGUAAUGACACGUGGAAAUGAUGAUAUUUAUUUAUACGCCUUAUCGUGAUAUCGGGUUAAACAUUUCAUUAUCAGAAUCAGUUUAUUUCAGUGGAAUUUGCCCACGGAGGCAAAGUAAUCUAUGCAGAGAUUUCACGUAGAAGAAAGUUGCUGACUCGUGUUUGUCGUGUUGACCAAUUGGAAACCGUUUUGUGUCCAAAAGUUGUCAUAUUUGCUUUUUCGCACCAUCCAAUCUUACAUAAUCCUCCUAUGUCACAGUAUUAACUGCCAAAAUGUAUGGUACAAUCUAAACUUUAAAUUAUAGAUACACUUAAGUCCAGUUAGCAACUUAACCAGCUAAUCUGCUGACCAGAAGUUAGCUAACUAGUAGCAAGUAGGCGAGUCUGUUGAGCUGUUUUGGCUGACUAGCGUCUGCAAAUUACUGUCUAGCUAGCAUGUCGACAGUUAUUCACCAGCCACAGUAGCUCGCCAACGAGGCCUUUAAGUAGUCACCACAUCACCAGGCAUUGGCGGUGCCAGUUUUCAUGUGUGAUUGGACACGAAACACUCGCAGCCGCCAUCAUGAGUCAUCUAGUGAAGUCGUAGAGGUUUCUGGGAAAUGAGGCAGAGUAGCACUAAAAAUAUCAGUGAAGUGAGGAAGAACUUCGUAUCUUAUCUUGUGGUCCAACUUGGGUUCAAUGUGUAAAAAUGCUGACUGUCGCACCUUUAGCAUCCGUUGUGCAUGCGGGACCUGCAGAGGCUGAGCUGAUUGUAACAUUCAGGAGUGUUUUUAACGGACGUUAAUAGCACACAAACACACGACACUGACCAAUCCAAAGGCUGCUUCCCUGCAGACAGAAUGACAGGCAGGGAAACAGUCGAUGACGGAAUGUAUGAAACCCCCCACCCCCCCUGCUGGUUUGGUUUUAUAAGAGUUUAUCGAUAUUUUGCUAAAUUUCGUAAGGUUCGUACGUUGUAAAGCAUUUUGGAUCUCUGCCAGAUGAACAAGCAAGCUGCCUUCACAGACGUCUGCAUCCUCUACUGUUGUUUUUCUAAGGCGAGGCAGAUGCAUGAACUGUUGUUUUGCAUGCAAAUCUCCAUGCAGGACUCCUCGGUCCUUGUGGUUUCUGUUUCCUGGUAGUGAGUAAUAAGAGUAAUAAUGAUGUUUACAAUGUACCCGAUGAUGGCGAUGUUCUACUCUGAAGCAUGUUCAUGUGUAAAUGACAAUGUGUGAGUAGAUUUAAAAGCACAACCUGAGUAUCCUUGGAGAGAUUUUUAGACUAUGGUGAUAGAUUUUGUUCACUUUGUGCCACAACACCUGCCCAUCUCUCUUUCUGUCUUUGAUUAUACUGCUACUGGUUCACAUUUCCUUUUAUUGUUCAGUCUGGAACAAUCACAUCUGGCAUCCGGACCUUUAUAAGGGUGCAACCACAUUGUUGUGAGGACAUUUACUGUCAGCUUUAGACAACUUUCAGUGUAAAACUUUUUCACAUCUCAUCCAUCCAUCAAUUUUCCACCACUUAUGCAGAUCCAGUGGCAGCAAGGUAAACAAGGUAGUCGAGACGUCCCGAUUGCCAGGUGAAGGUAAGGAUUCUUUGUCAUCUAGAUCAUGGUAUAGAUAGAAGUGCUUAGUCAAAGACAAGUUGAUUGGUUCCAGGCAGCCUUUUUUUAAUGAUAGGAUCGGCAUAAGAUCUUGAAGAAUCGGAAAGAAGUCCAGCUGCCUUUGACUUAGUACUUCUAGAUAUACUUUUCCCACAUCCUCCAGCUUUUCCUGGGGGAUCCCAAGGUUUUCCCAGGCCAGAUGGGAUAAGUGAUAAUGAGAACAAAUUCUGGCUCUUCUCCCCUGUCCCCAUCUCGUAGGACAUGCUGGGGGAAAAAACUCCAGAAAGCGUCCAGGAGACAACUUAAUCACAUGCCAUGACCAUCUUAACUGGCUCCAUUGAGGGAAGUUAAAUAAAGCCCCUCAUUUAAUUCUUGCCAAUGUAAACCUAAAAUUCUACAGUUUGAUCAAAUCUUACAUCAGGAUCAAACUUCACAAUUCAUCCAUCCAUUUUGGGCCUUCGUCUCAAUGACACAAGGGUAAUAAACAAGGUAGUCCAGAAGUUCUCCCCAGCUACAACCUCCAGCUCAUCCUGAGGGAUUCCAAGGUAUUCCUUGGUCAACUGGGAUUAGCAAUCCCUCAAACUAAUUCUGGGUCUGCCCCAGUGUCUCAACAUGAAGGAGCAGCUGCUACUCCCAGCUCUUUCUGGAUGUCAAAGCUCUUUCUGAGCUCUGCACUCUCAUAUUCGUGUUCUCAUUCUUCCGGUCGUGUCCAAAAACUCAUGACCUACCGAUGAGGGUUGGAAUGUAGACUGGAAGAAUUGAGAGGUUUGCCUUCAACCCUCACAUCAAUCAACCUUUGAUGGAUCCGGAUCACGCUAUGCAAAGUAG